GUGAAAGGGGGAAAAAAUGCGGCGCCUCAUAUAUGAGGAGUGACGGGACCGCAACACAACCCUGCUUGACCAGGACUCCACCCAGAACCAGGCUCAGGGCAGGAAGCCCCGAUUCUUCCAGAUUAAGAGCAUCGCUGGUGGAACAUUAUGGAACAUUAAAUGUGGCUGACACUGCUGUCGGCAGCAAACAUCUCACCUUCACCCUCAAGAAGUCGGAGCAGCAACAGCGGCGGCAGCAGGCAGAGCGUGAUCACCAUGCGGAGAGGAAGAAGCUGAGGAGGUCCGCAGGACACCUGUCGAGUGAGAGAGGACCUGAGCCCUAGGACCAUGCCCCAGGACUACCUGACAUGAUGACUCCUUGC
Messenger RNA from Oncorhynchus tshawytscha (Chinook salmon), 362 nucleotides. RefSeq names its product nucleolar protein 10-like. The transcript is spliced from 4 exons. The record is from RefSeq and is a predicted model, not a curated record. Lineage: Eukaryota; Metazoa; Chordata; Actinopteri; Salmoniformes; Salmonidae. Bases 33 to 323 code for a protein of 96 amino acids.